UCUAUCAAAUAAAAUCCAAAACCACAGCGUUCAAUAGUAAUUCAAAUAACAAAUUGAAAAUUUUUCCCAACAAACGCUCCUAAAGAGCGCCGCAUUCUGCCAGUCCCCAACCCACGCUCUCUCUGCUAAUGGAGAACAUGCAGUCCGCGGAGGAGCUGGUUCGGGAGUUCCUCGUCUUCCGAGGCUUCACCAACACUCUCCAAUCCUACGACUCUGAGCUCCGAACCGAUCUUGGAAAGGGCUUCCACGUCGAUAAGAUCCUCGACCUCAUCUUCUCCCUCUACGUUCCCAAAUUCCAAGCCGAUAGGCUCGUUGCCCUCCUCUCCUUCUUUAAGCACUACCUCUCCUCUUCUUCCGAAACCGCACUCCUUUCUACGCUCUCCAAAAUCCAAACUUCUCUUCUCCGCUUCUACGUGGUUCACGCCUUGCAAGCCAAUCGCAGGGACAGAGUCAUCGACUUCUUCGCUGUCCAUGGCAGUGACCUCUUGCAACGCUCACAGGAUUGGACUCGCUGGUUCGCGAUUCCUUAUGUUAAGAAUCCGAACCUGGAUCCUGAAUUUCGGGUUUGUUUCUCCAAGGAGUGGUAUGAGGCCUUGCAUCUUUCUGUCAGAAACUUCUUUAGCGAGAUAUUCAAUGGAACUCGGCUACCUGCACUGCUGAAGAUCAGUUCAGAGAUGAAUGCCACCAACGUACUCAAAAAAGAUAUCCUGAAUCUGAAUAUUAAAUUGGCAGAGCUUCAGGCUUUGCUUGAUGAGAAAGAGGCGAAAUUAUCACACUAUAGGAGUAUGGAAGGAAGCAUUAGUUCAUUGAGCAAUUUGCGGGAGGAAAGUUCUCAGAUGUCAAGAGGUUUUCCAGAGGUUUCCCCAACUGCUGUUCCACGAGCAGUUCAAACAGAAAUUAACCAAGAUUCAGUUGUGAAUGGAGCUGCAAAUAUUCAGUCUGAGUAUGUCAUUUCCAAGUCAGGUGAUAAUUCAACUGUGGCAUUGAAUGACCGUGUUGGAAAUGGUGGAUCAGGCGAUACCAUGCAAACAGUUCAUGAAAGUCCAAGUAUAGAAAUUAGUGGAGAAGUUUGUGGUGAAGAAGAUUUUCCUGAUGUCAAAGUAGAGCACCAGGAGACGUUCUUGGGGCACACUAGUCCAAUCAGCCGAUGUUGCUUCUCUGCUUCCGGGAACAAUAUCGCUAGUGCUUCUCUAGAUGGAACUGUUAGAAUAUGGACAUAUGAUUCAUCAACUCCGGUGUCUAGAAAUGCAACCAUAUAUUGUGGCACGGAAAUUUUGUCUCUUGACUGGGAAUGUAAAUCUGACCGCUUGCUGUUAAUAGGUACAUCAGAUGGGUGUAUUAAGGCAUGGAAUGUAGAUGCAAAGAGAGUUGUUUGUGAUCUCAAUACAACUCAAGCAUUUCCAAGUGUCUUGGACAUAAAGUGCAGUCCUGUGGAACCUAUUUUUGUAUCUGCAGCAGGAUCUGGAGGUGCUGGUUCCAAUUAUUUUGACAACCUGGGUUUUGCUUCUCUCACUGUGUGGAACAUGAAGACGUGGAAACCCAUGACAGUCCUUCCUCUUGGAGAAGAUCCACCAGCUAUUACUUCUCUAUGCUUUAAUCACAAUGGAAAGAUUUUAGCUGCUUCUGCUGUUGAUGGAAUGAUCCACAUGUUUGACAUGUCUGCUGGCCUACAAAUUACUGGCUGGCCUGCACAUGAUUCUUCUAUCAGUUCUAUUCUUUUUGGACCGGAUGAGACUAGCAUUUUUAGCCUGGGCUCUGACAGGAAGAUUUUUGAGUGGAGUUUGCAAAAUCAAGGUCAAAUUCUAUGGUCAAGAGACUGCAGUAGGUUCUCUUACCCUCUGAAAGGUUCACAAUAUUGCAGACAUGAGAUGGCAUUAGAUGCAAGUGGGAGAAGACUCUUGGUAACGUCUAGUUCAGUUAGAGCCCCCAUAUACCAGGUUCAAGGUCAUUUAAAUGGUUGGAGAACACUUCCUCAUGGUGCUCCUAUUACUGCUGUGGAUUGGCAUCCUACCUCGCCCAUUUUCCUGACUGGAUCAGCUGAUAACUCUGUCCGAGUGACAUCUUUAUCAUAGCGUCACAUGUUUUCAAUAAGUAUCGAAGGUCCACCAAGUAGACCCACGACCCGGCCGUACGAUGAGACGCCCAUCACGUGACACGAUCUCCUGUGGGAGGAUCUAGACAGUUAGUAGAAACUUCUAAGGGGUUGGGCUUAAGUGAGAGGGUCCACUUGAUGAAUGGGGAUAAAAGAUCCUCAGGUACGUCACCAUAACCCCAAUCUUACCGUCUUAUUAUACGGACGUUUACUUUGGCAUCGGAGUGUCCUUGUAGGUGGCCCACCGACGACUACUGGCAACAUACCUCACCUCAAUUCUCGCGCUCGGGUUUCGAUCCUCACCUCCACCAAUCCAACGAACUAUCGAACAAUGGCGCCGUUUAUGGGGACCUGACCCGAGUUGAUGAUGGAGGCUUUCCGCCAGUUGGACGAGCCAGAAGAAGGGAUGGGGGGGGGACCUCACAUCUGUUCAAAAGGGCCAUGAUAAAGGGGGAGAAGGGAAGCCGAACACCUAAGGUGGUGAACAUGUGUUUAUACACCUAAAUCUAGUCCGGGACACGAGGAGCAUCAAGAUUAAGUUGGCAAACGCGUUUCCGGGGGCCUGGCACUAGGAGCUCGUAAUUCGCCUCCUUGGUGCCACCGUGGCACCGCCACACAAUGCUCCUGAAUUGCAGAGCUAUUGUAAUUCCUCCACGGUUACCCUGGAGGAUGUGCUUGUGACGUCGGUAGUGCACCACACGCAGCGAUUUAUAGGAGGUCGUUGCGCCAUACCUAUAGUGAGGGUACCAUUUAAGUUAAAUCGUGAGGUCGGAAGCAGCUUCUAAGCCAAAACUAAGUUAUUCUACGAUAAGCAAUUGUUAUUCUAUACUACACCGUUCUAGCCUAAACCAUGAAAAAGACACCUAUGGCACCUCCUAAAAGCUAUCUAGCAAGCACCAAUUCGAUCUAAAAAGCAACAACAAAAAGGAAACCAAGAUGGCAAUGGCGGAGAGUAAGCAAAAUGGCACAGCUAAAUGGUCACCUACCAACAAUUGCGACGCAAAAAGGUACUGGAAGUUGGAAAUCGCAGGACUCUCGUGACCGUAGCAAGAAAUCAACAAGCAAGGAGGGAAAUGGCAAUUGCAGAAGGGAGGGAAAAUGGGUGAGUAUGGUAAGCAGUUAUGAAAAAAAAAAAAAAGAGAAAAGGAAAAUGAUAAUAGGAAACGAGAGUGGAAAAC
Arachis ipaensis is the source of this 3270-nucleotide messenger RNA. The record is from RefSeq and is a predicted model, not a curated record. Lineage: Eukaryota; Viridiplantae; Streptophyta; Magnoliopsida; Fabales; Fabaceae.